Molecule: messenger RNA, 619 nt
Organism: Medicago truncatula (barrel medic)
Lineage: Eukaryota; Viridiplantae; Streptophyta; Magnoliopsida; Fabales; Fabaceae
Exons: 2
Coding region: 128-598 (156 amino acids)
Source: RefSeq, a predicted model, not a curated record
AGCUAUAGGCUGUUUUAUUAAGUCAUCUUGAAGAACUUAUGGAGGUAAGCUGAAAACAGCUCAUCCACCACCUGUUCAUGAUGAAGCGCGUCCUCCUAGUUCACAUUCUACCUCACAACCUAAACCAAUGCAUGAUGCAUAUACAAGUUCAUACGAGCAGAGUGCAAAUGCUGCUGCUAGAAAUGCUAAUAACUCUACAACAUCAGGCAUGCCUACUACUGAAACCAGAUCUUCAGGAGGUGGAAGUCAAGAAAUGGAUUUUAGAGAUUCGUAUUCUGAAAACAGAAGUUCAUUUCCUACUGGUCGGCAGAAUUGGAAUAUGGAAUUCAAGGAUGCUGCCUCUGCUGCACAGGCUGCUGCAGAAUCUGCUGAUCGUGCAACCAUGGCUGCAAGAGCAGCUGCAGAAUUUUCAAAUCGUGAAAACAUGAAAAGGCAGCAUUCAAGUGGAUCACAUAGCUCUCCUGGAAGAGGGUCACGAGAUGAAGCACCUACAGACUCUUCUGGUUUUGUUAAUAGCCCCAUCCGUAAAAGCAUUAAUUUUAUAUGUUUUGAAUAUGAUUUGACUUGGAAGAGAACCGAUUUUAUAAUAGAAUUUUGAUAUGAUUUUUUUUUAACAUUA